Molecule: messenger RNA, 1466 nt
Organism: Bufo gargarizans (Asiatic toad)
Lineage: Eukaryota; Metazoa; Chordata; Amphibia; Anura; Bufonidae
Gene: SERPINI2
Product: serpin family I member 2
Exons: 9
Coding region: 58-1350 (430 amino acids)
Biological process (GO): negative regulation of endopeptidase activity
Molecular function (GO): serine-type endopeptidase inhibitor activity
Source: RefSeq, a predicted model, not a curated record
CAUGCUAUAGCAGCUCCCUCUAGAUCUCAGAGACAUUUACUUUUCUUGUCGGGGGAAAUGCUGGGCUGUUUAACAAUUUUCAUUUCAGGACCCAGAAGGGUACUUGAAGAUUGUAUUACAAUGAGAAGAACCUUCAUGCUGCUGUUUGUUGUGGCUCUGGCUGGAGAUUGUAUAACUAGUGUGGCCCCGAGGCUCUGGGGAGAUACCAUUACUGAAUUUGCUGUGGAUCUGCACCGGGCAAUACGUUCAGCUGACACAGAAGAGAACAUUAUUUUUUCCCCACUUGGUGCUACAUUGAUUCUAGGAAUGAUAAAACUGGGAGCCAAAGGAACAGCAUCCCAUCAAAUAAAGGAAGUUCUAAAACUGCAGGGAAAUCAAGAAAGUGAGGAGUUUUCUGGGCUCCAAAAGCUGCUUGCUGUCAUUUCAGAAGAAAAUAAAGAAUUUACAUUUAAUCUUGCAAAUGCCCUCUACCUUCAAGAAGGCUUCCACGUGAAGGAGCAGUAUCUCCAUAGCAACAGAGAUUUUUUCAAGAGUGAAAUAAAGCUGGUGAAUUUCCAAGAUUUGAAAGCUUCUGCCGAAAUAAUAAGUGCAUGGGUAGAGACGCAAACAAAUGGAAAAAUCCGGAACAUGUUUUCAAGUGGAGACAUUGAGCCGCUCACCAAACUAAUUUUGGUCAAUGCCAUUUAUUUCAAAGGAGAAUGGGAACACAAGUUUAGUCCGGAAGCGACUCAUCCGAAAGACUUCACUGUGAAAGGGGGCACUAGUACCAAGAUCCCAAUGAUGAACCUUCAUUUAGCAGCAAAGCUUGGAUAUUUUUCAGUGAAUAAUUUUAAAUAUAAAGUACUGGAGCUUCCCUACAAAGGGGGCAAACUCAGUUUAUUAUUAGCUCUCACCGCAGAAAAUGUAGACAUCGAAGACUUGGAGAAAAAUCUGACAGCACCAAUAGUUAAAGACUGGAACAGCAAUAUGAAGGAAGAACUUGUUGAAAUCAGCCUGCCCAGGUUUAAAAUAGAACAUAAAGUUGAUUUAAAGAAAUCUCUGCUUCAUCUGAACAUAACCGAUGUCUUCAAUCCAAGCUGCAAUCUCUCAGGAAUAACAGAUACUUCAAACCUGUAUAUUUCAAAGGUGGUUCAGAAGGUUUCAAUUGAAGUAAAUGAAGCUGGAAGUGAAGCUGCUGCAUCAACAGGAAUGAACGUUGCAGCAAUGAGUUUGACCAAUCACAGAUUUGUUGCAGAUCGACCAUUCUUGUUCUUCAUCAGACACAACCCAUCAGGAUCAAUUCUAUUUAUGGGGAAGGUGACAAAUCCAGAUGAAGGCGAUGCGAGAAGACGAGACGUGGAGUCACUAUAGCAAGAUAAACGCCCAGAUUCCUAGGACGCGCGGCGCAGCACCACACGAGCUACCAUUCAUAAUACUGGCUGUUAUCAGCUGCUCUCUAGUAAAGAACACCAUGAAAUUAUCAGCAU